Messenger RNA from Labrus bergylta (ballan wrasse), 2593 nucleotides. It is a transcript of the gene lcmt2, whose product is annotated as leucine carboxyl methyltransferase 2. Gene Ontology annotation, molecular function: protein binding; tRNA methyltransferase activity. Gene Ontology annotation, biological process: tRNA methylation; wybutosine biosynthetic process. Lineage: Eukaryota; Metazoa; Chordata; Actinopteri; Labriformes; Labridae. The record is from RefSeq and is a predicted model, not a curated record.
GUCGUCUUCACCACACGAAGGAGGUUUGAAUUGUUUACAUCGAUGAAUCGCACGCUGUGCCCUAAAAUUAACCUGUAAACUUUUAUUUUAUGUUUUAUAAAUGUGUUAAAAUGUGACAGCUUUCGUCAUGCCAACCACAAACAGGAAGAAGCAAAAGCAGGCGAAGGACACCGCGGUUCAGGGGACGAACGACAGCAGCGUUGUGAGCAAGGUGUCCGCGGCGGCGCAGGGUUACUUCCACGAUGAUUUCCUCCGACACUUUGUGUGCAAAGUGGCCAGAAGAGCCCCGCUCAUCAACAGGGGCUACUAUGUGCGCUGGAGAGCUGUUGACCACUGUGUGAGGACGUUUCUGCACGUCACUGAAACCUGCCCCACGAGACAGAUCUUGUCUCUGGGUGCAGGAUUCGACUCUUUAUACUUCCGCCUGCGUGCAGACGGAGCUCUCGACAGGGCCGUCGUGUUUGAGGUGGAUUUUCCGGACGUAGCUCGGAGAAAGACGGCUCUGAUCACGUCUGAUGUGACACUGAGGGCGACGUUAGACUCCCGUUUACCUUCUCCUGAAGGGCCUGUGUAUGUGCUGAGCGGUCAGUACAGACUGCUGGGGGUGGAUGUGAGAGAAGAGUCCCAGGUGGAGGAGGCUUUAGGUGCAGCUGGGUUGGACUGGGACGCCCCCACUCUAAUUCUCUCUGAAGUGGUCCUGACUUACAUGGAAACACAGUGGUCGGAUGCCGUCAUUCGCUGGGCCGCAAAGCGUCUUACACAGUCGCUCUUCGUCAUGUACGAGCAGAUCCAUCCACACGAUGCUUUCGGUCGCAUCAUGCAAGAUCAUUUCCUGAAACUGAAUUCCACCCUGCACGCACUUCGACAAUACCCCGACACUGCUGCUCAGAGACACAGGUUCCUGGACAAGGGCUGGGAGCGGUGUGUGUGUCUGGAUAUGAAUGAGUUUUACCUCGGGCUGGUUUCUGAGGAGGAGAGACACCGAGUGGAGAGUCUGGAGCCGUUUGAUGAAUAUGAGGAGUGGCAUCAGAAAUGUUCACAUUAUUUCAUCCUCACUGCAUCUCGAGGCUCUUUGAUGUCGCAGGCUUUACUCUCACACGCUCCAGUAUCUGCAGCGCCAUCCAUCCUGCCCUCUCUGAGCGCCACAGCUCUGAGUGUAAAGACAGCAUCAGUCAGUUUGGAGGGGCUGGGGAUGGCGUCAGGCUCGGUGAGCCCGGGGCGAGUCCUGCUAACAGGAGGCUCGAGCAGAGAGGGCAGAGGGGCCGGGACCAGGAUGCUCCUCAGAGGGGAGGAAGGCUGGAGAUCUGUGAGGGUGGAACCAUCUGAAGAUCUAGGCGUUCGACUCUACCACACAGUCACCGCUCUCCCUGGAGGAAGUCUUGUGAUUUACGGUGGUCGCUCCUCUCCUUUAAACCCAACCAGAGGUCUUUUCAGAGUGACCUUUGACCCUGCUGCCUCACCUGGUCCUCUUGACUCAGAGGACGGAGGCGCAGUCCAACUUAACGCGGAGCAGCUGGUCUGCACGGGCGAUCCGCCAACGCCAAGAUGGAGGCACACCGCUACUACACUCAGCCAUAAAGGCAACAACUUCCUGUUUGUGUUUGGUGGAAAGAAUGAAUCAGAGGCAGCUCUGGGUGACAGUCACUUCCUGUGUUUGGACCGGCAGCACUGGACCGAGAUGCCAGUAGAGGGCGCAGUACCAGAGGCUCGUCACUCCCACUCAGCGUGUGCACAUCAGGGAGGAGUGGUGAUGUUUGGAGGACUGGACAGAGGCGGGGUGCCGCUGGGAGACUCAGCUGUUCUACGGCCCACUGAGAGAGGCUUCACCUGGGAGAGAUUAGAGGUGCAGCCCCCUCCUCUCCCCAGGUACUCUCAUGGUGCUCAUGUGGUGGGUGAAAAGCUGGUUGUGGUUGGAGGAGUUUGGCUGCAUUCAGACGGCGUCCCAGGCGUUCUCAUCAUCGACCUGGCGACACACAGCAGUGUGGAGUUCAGUCUGGAUACGACCUCCGUGCCGUGGCCUCUGAUGCUGCACUCUUUCUGCUCGGAGCUGAUGGACACAGAACGGCCUCGGCUGCUCCUGAUUGGCGGAGGAGGAAACUGUUUCUCAUUCGGGACUUACUUCAACCUUCAGCCUGUCACUGUAGACCUCAGACCUGCACUGGGAUGAACUAGACCGAAGGUUUUUCUCCACUAAAAAAGAAACUGUCAGAAGGAACCCCUGUAUUAUGCACUCAUCCUGCGUCUGCUUUUUACACAUUCUUACAUUGAUUCAUGAGUCAAAGGUACCAGAAACAGUAAAAUUGCUUCAUUGGAUUUCUUCAGCCUGCAGCCGCAAAACUCUCUGUAAAGGCUGCAAUGCAAUCCUUUGUGGCGAAUCAAAGAACUUCCUCUUACAAGGCUUGUUGUUACUUAAAGGCUCAAAAUGCUUCAAUAGGCUCAGAAGAGGAUCCCUUCAGAGAUAGAUAUUUAUGUUAAACCCAUUCAGACCUAAGGCAGCCUAAAGAUACACCCUACUGUUUAAAAAAGCAAGCUUGCAAAACCUGAGGGUUUUCAGGUACCCAGGACAGAAUAUAAAGGUUUAUUCAAAACUGAA